Molecule: messenger RNA, 1095 nt
Organism: Colletotrichum karsti
Lineage: Eukaryota; Fungi; Ascomycota; Sordariomycetes; Glomerellales; Glomerellaceae
Product: acetate kinase
Exons: 3
Coding region: 1-1095 (364 amino acids)
Source: RefSeq, a predicted model, not a curated record
AUGGCCGCCUCGUCCUCUUCCGGCUCUUCUUUCACUUCGUCCUCCCUCGGUCGCCCGCCUUCCUACGGUCAUCCCUAUGCGAGCCCCAUCGACUCGACCUGGACACCGACUUCGGGUGCCUCUACUAUCUCAGCUCUCACCUCCGAGGCGUCGGCACCCCAUGCCUCCCUCCGUCCUCUAGAUCUCGGUCCUCCGGGAUAUCAAGCAACCAUAACCCUUUUUGAAAAUACUCCCAACGAGCGCACUGUCUACCUGGGUCCCUGGGAGGUUGUCGGCUCCGAGCAGCGUCGCAUUCUUUGGCAGUGCAGCUACCAGAGCGAGCUCCUCGAACAUUUCCUCCCGACCGACGUCCCUGCCGAAAUAUUUCCACACACGCUCCAUGCACGCCACCGGCCCUACACGGAUCCCUGUGAGCUCGAACUCUACGUCAGCUUUCGCGAACCGCACCGGGUGAGGUACACAACAGGCGAGGGCGUGGUGAUGCACGAUCAUCUGAUGGAGGUCAAGUACGAGUUUACAACGGUCGAGGGCUCCAUGCGCUUCCAGGGCGACGUGCGCCGAAAAGACUUGAUCGACUACUACGAUGUGGAUGUGGUCUGGUCCGACGUGCACGGAAGAACAGACGGCUUUGGCAACAUACGGGGUAUGGGCUUGGUCCAGAGGCUGAAGCUGUGGAGAGAUCGCUACUCUACCUACCACUCGCUGACCAUAUUCGCCAAUCGCGCCGGCGGUCGCCAGCACCGGGAAUACGAGAUACACAACUUUGAGGGGGAGCUGCGGAAUCGAGACGAUCGGCAUCGCCAAGUACGGCUGACUGUCCGUGGAAACCGGCGCAGCAGUGCUCCGGACAACAACACGUCCCGGUCACGGUUCACAUUACACCGAAUGCGUCCGCGGGUUCGCUCCGGCUCAGGUGGCUCCAGCUCGGAAUCAGUCUCAUCGUCUGGCCUUCUUGAUAUGCGCUACUUGGGUAUUCAGUUCAGCAAGCGUGAAGGUAUGUACGGGCAGUAUGCCGCGUCCUGCGUACCCAGGACCAGGACCAGAGCAUCUUCAGAUGACGAAUAUCUGGUCAUGUCAGAUGGCGUCGGAUGCUGA